CAUUUAUUUAUGCCUUAUAUUUCAUCUGCACUACGAAAAGGUAGAUUCUUCCACUUUACUUACCGAUGUUUUAUAUAAAAUACAUUUUACAAUAACCGUAUGCAUUCGAUUUAAAUUAAGGAGCAUCAAUUAGUUAUAAAGCCUAGAAAUGGUACCUGAACUUGAGUUUUCCGUUAAAGAGAGUGAAGUUAUAGAAGAACUGAGAAGGCGCUUCAAAGAAAAUAUUGGAACUGAUAAGUAUGAAGAUAAAAUGAUGUUUUAUAGGUUUUUAAAAGCUCGGGAUUUUAACGUUGACAGGGCAGAAGAGAUGCUUAAAAAGCACUUGGAAUGGCGAGAAGAAAAAAAAGUUGAUACACUUCUUAGGUACUACAAGCCGAAUGAGGUUUUUCAUAAAUAUCUCAGCGCUAGUUUUGUAGGAUUUGAUAAAGAAGGCUGCAUUGUACGAUACAUACCUUACGGAAAAAUAGACAUGAAAGGUGUAUGUAUGUCUAUGAAAUACGUAGAUUUCGAACGAUACAUCAUCUAUUUGAUGGAAAAUGACUUGGCCUCUCUUGAAAAUCAAAGCAAAAUUUUAGGUAGAAACGUAAGCAAGUGUGUCUACAUAUACGAUUUCGAAAAUUUGUCUUUUGCUCAAUCAACCGACAGAAAAUGCAUUGAAAAUGCAAUGGCAGCAUUUAAAAUUUAUCAGGAUAACUACCCAGAGCGCCUGAAAGCAGCGUUUGCUAUAAAUGCAUCCAUGUUUUUUUCCGUUGGAUUCGCCAUCGUAAAAUCUUGUAUAGCUUCCUCUAUUCUGAAGAAAGUGCAUAUUUUCGGGCAAGAUGGAUGGAAAGAAGAGUUAUUGAAAUGUAUCGAUGGUGAAGUGCUUCCUGCUUUUCUGGGAGGGAAGAAGACAGAUCCUGAUGGCAACCCCCUGUGCAAAACAUUUAUAAAUCAUGGUGGCAAAGUACCAGAGAAAUAUUAUAUACACAAGAGUAUACGAUCGCUGGCCGAUGCAGAAGAAGCGAAAAGAAUUGUGUUGCCAAGAGCUUCUUACCACGAAGAAACAAUCAUAGUCGAAGAACCUGAAUCCUUCCUAGAAUGGGAAUUCGAAACAAAAGCCCGUGAUGUCGGUUUUGGCCUCUUCUUGCAGGAAAUGGAUUCCGAAGGAGAAAAGAUGACAGAACUAGUCCCCAUUCAAAGGAUAGACACUGAUGAAUAUGCUGAGACUGGAAUGUAUAAAUGUGAAAAGGCUGGCAAAUAUAUCAUAUUGUUUGACAAUACCUACAGCUGGCUUAGAUCCAAAGAAAUAUAUUUUAAGCUCUCUGUAAAGAAUCCUGAAGUUGGACAGAAGAUUCAGUUUUAAUUUGAAUUUUGAAAUACAGCAUCAAUUUUACCUAGAUUUUACUAACUUCCCGAUCAGCUAUUGCAGAGGUGGAGAAAAUGCGGUCUUAAUAAAAGCUAGCACUUGUAUUUUACUAUUUUAUACAAAGGUUCAACUACUCAGAUAGCAUUAGUUUGAAAAUCAAGUUCAAAAUUAUUAUAUGUAAAAUAGUUCGAAUUUUUUUCCGUGUCAAACUGUAGUCAGUUGUCGGCAUAAAGUGAGAAUGUUCAAUUAAUUUCAAACAAAAGUCAAAAAAACGAUCACACUAAUUUUUUAUUGGACUUUAAAAUUACUUUACGUAUUAUUGCUUUAUAUUACUGGUUUUUUUUCUAAUUUAACAUCCUUAUUUUUCUAAUUAAUAACUUUCUAAGAAAAUGCAAAUGCUUAGAAAUAUUUAAAAGUAUUUUUACUCAAUUAUUUUCAUUUCAAAUGGUAUUUAAGCACGUAGUUCUUUCUUAAAUAAAAUAUAAAAAGUUGUUUAACUCGUCUACAUACAAAAAUGUAUUUCAUAGUA
Messenger RNA from Uloborus diversus, 1874 nucleotides. Its product is annotated as SEC14-like protein 4. The transcript is spliced from 13 exons. Lineage: Eukaryota; Metazoa; Arthropoda; Arachnida; Araneae; Uloboridae. The record is from RefSeq and is a predicted model, not a curated record. The coding region runs from base 149 to 1342 and encodes 397 amino acids. Gene Ontology annotation, cellular component: cytoplasm.